Molecule: messenger RNA, 2407 nt
Organism: Sorex araneus (European shrew)
Lineage: Eukaryota; Metazoa; Chordata; Mammalia; Eulipotyphla; Soricidae
Gene: REDIC1
Product: chromosome 10 C12orf40 homolog
Exons: 12
Coding region: 213-1994 (593 amino acids)
Source: RefSeq, a predicted model, not a curated record
GCCCGGCGGGACCCUGCUUUCUCGUUUGCGAAUUUUCGCCGGUUUGCUUAGACUCGCUAGCCGGGCACUUCCCAGGUCCGCUGUGGCUACUAGCGUUGGAAGGACCGCAACAAUAACAACAGGAGUGUUAGGCAACUGCCACAUCCCUCCAGGAGGACCUCAAGGAACCUGCAUUAUCUUUGAACAAUGCAAGGGCUCUCUUAAAGGCAGGGAUGACCAGGAUUCUCAUCAAACAGGAGAGGAGAAAACAGAAGGAAUACUUUGAAAAGAAAAGAUUAAAAUCAAAAAUGAAAUUGCUGGGAGUCUUGUCUCCUGUUAAAAAAUCUGUGGUUAGUUUGGACCUCCUUAACCUGUACAUGGUAAAUCAGAUAUCUUGCCAGAGGAAGAUGCCUGAAACUGUGAGAAAACCAAUUCAUGUGAAUAUGAAUAAAGACAUAAAAAUGCCCUUCAGAAAACAGGAUUUAGAACUUCCAAUGUCGCCUCCCCGUAGACCCUCAGGACUGCGCAUUGAUGAUCUAGAAAACAACAUACAUUAUCAAAUACAAGGCAGCAAGGAAGAACAUGGCCCAGUGCAGCUUAGUAAUGUUAAUUAUUCUAAUUCCUUGGCUUCCAAAUUAUAUCACAAUAGAGAUAUUCCCAGUUCAUCUUACAAAACUGUGCAAUCUGGAACAUCAUUUGAAAGAUUAAACAGUUCAGGAAACAGGAGUCUCCUUUUUGGAAGACCAGAGGUUACUAGUGAAGAUGAUGGAAGCUCGACGGAGCAAAGACAGUCAGACCUUCUUACUGACAAGAAACUUGCACAAAGCAUUUGGGCAGAGAACUCAGAUGCUCCAAAUUUUCUUGAAUAUGUGAACCAGCCAACUACCAGCCUCCCGUCAAAAAAUUGUGACUCUUUCAUUAGUCCAAAUUUGAUCAAUUUAUUAAAUAUAGACCAACAGACGGUCAAGAAACCCUUUGAUUGUAUGAGGGGUGUUCAUGCAGCUGGUGGUGGUUUUGAUAAUCAUUUUACUGACAGUUCCGUUAGUCAAUUGUUUACUGAACCAGAGUUGACUGUUAGCACUUCUACUCCUAAGAAGAAAAGUUAUCCAGAAAAGUGGUCAGACAGGACCUAUCAGAAAGAGUACAGUAGUCACAAAGGAAAUCAGCGUGGCACAUUUCUUCAGAAAGACUCUUACCCAGCCAGCUCUGAAAACGGGAUGUUUGGGAAUGAUUGCCAUGAAAAAAUGCCUCAGAAUCCCCCCCUGAAAUAUCCACUGCACUGCAUGGGGAGUGGCCCUUUGGAAGAAGUGCGUCCUAAGCUUCCAUGGGACUUUGGACUUGGCGAGACUCUGAUGGGAGGAGGACGCUCAUGCUCUUUGAAAGAUCCUAGCUCUCCGGAGAGCAGUCAGUCUGCCAGUUACUCUCCAAGGCAGACAGACAGCAGCUUCAGUUCUAGUUCAGAGAUGCCAUCUGAAGAUGAAGAUUCAGUAUUGCAGCAGAUGGAAGAGCCUGAGAGAUCCAUCAGCACCAAGGAGACACCUAAUGUUUAUCUGGAGAGGGAGACCAGACUUCCAGGGGAGAAGGAAACUGGAGGCAGCCCUGGAAUUCAUCAACAAAAUGAUUGUUUUCACCAGUUAUCAGUGAAAAAUAAUUCUACCCAUUUUUCACAGUCCCAGAGUAACUCAGCACAGGUACUGCAGAGUGAUGGCACGAGGGAGCUCCCUCCACAGGGAGCAAGGCGCAAUGCGGGGGCACAGACAGAGAGCUGGCCUGGGGGGCCCGAGAAGGUGGACGUGGCCGUGCAGUGUGGGGGACUCUCUCUGGGUCCCUGUGAUGCAGGGGUGCAGACAGAGAGCUGGCCUGAGGGUGCUGCGAAGGCAGAUGUGGGUGUGCAGUGUGGGGGACUGUCUCCGGGUCCCUGCGAGGGGCCACUGAGAGGUGGACAGGCAUCGUCAGGUGCCCCUGGAGGGCAGGGUGCCCUGAGGGACUGCCGGGACUCUGAAAUCUCAGCCUGAGAUGUAACCCUGCAAUUAGGGCUCAGAAUCCCACUAGCAUCAUAAUGAGAAAUAGAGCUAAGUGUUUAUUUAUAGCCGGCUUGUCUGAAGACAUGUUAGUAUUUUGCAUUUAAGUUUACGCAGGUAUUUCUUUAAUCGCUUUUAUAUAUCUUCAGAUUUCUUGAAAAUGAAAAUGUUAGUGUUGUCAUUCUUAAUAUGAUUAUAUUAUGAUACAGUAUAUAUGAAUUAAAAUGCCUCGCCGCUUCUUCCCUUUUAUGCCUAUCUUAAAAUUUAGUAAGAUCUAUCCUUGAGAAAUGUUUUCAUCCAAGAUUUUAAAAUAUUACAAAAUAUUAGAUAUGUUUUUUAAUUUAAAUUUAGACAACAUAGUUACAAUAUUGUUAACAUUUAUGAUUUUGCUGUACAAAGUUACUGUA